Molecule: messenger RNA, 552 nt
Organism: Puma concolor (puma)
Lineage: Eukaryota; Metazoa; Chordata; Mammalia; Carnivora; Felidae
Gene: CD1H11orf91
Product: chromosome D1 C11orf91 homolog
Source: RefSeq, a predicted model, not a curated record
AUGCCGAAGGGGCGGCGAGGCGGCCAGAGCCCCACCAUGAGCCAGCGGCCUGCUCCGCCCCUCUACUUCCCGUCCCUCUACGAUCGCGGCGUCUCCUCGUCUCCGCUCAGCGACUUCAACAUCUGGAAGAAGCUUUUCGUGCCGCUGAAGUCUGGCGGGGCGGCGCCGGGGGGACGGUCCCUCCCUCAGGCGCCCCUGCCGCCGCCACCCGGCCUGGGGCCCCCCGGCGAGCGCCCCUGGCCCCCGCCCUGGCCUUCCGGCCUGGCCUCCAUACCCUACGAGCCUCUGCGCUUCUUCUACUCGCCACCGCCAGGGCCCGAGGUGGCUGCCUCGCCCCUUGCUCCCUGCCCCACGACUCCCGGGCUCGCCUCCGCCUCCCACCCCGAGGAGUUAUGCGAGCUGGAGAUCCGGAUUAAGGAGCUGGAGCUACUCACCAUCACUGGGGACGGCUUCGACCCCCAGCGCUAUAAAUUCUUGAAGGCACUGAAAGAUGAAAAGUUACAAGGACUGAAGACAAGGCAGCCUGGAAAGAAGUCAGCCUCUCUCUCCUGA